CUUUCAAUUUUGAUGUUAAGAGUGACCUGGACAUGUUUUCAUGAUAUUCAGUACACCAGCAGCACGUUGGCUGUUUUAAACCUUGCUUCCUAAAUUAUUAUUUUUUUACUCUAGUUCCGAUGUUGUUUUUAAGCCUCCGCUAUUCAUAGCUCCUCUAGACUGACCAUGGAAAACAGCAGUCUGUUCUCUGCACUAAUGUGCACUCGUGGUUGCAGACCGUGUUUCGCGGGGCGAUGUUACAUUCCGUGGCCGUUUUAUGUCGCUGCGCUGGUGUCUGAAGUGUCGUCCGUCGGUAAAGCCCUGCAGCGAUUCCUUUUCCUGAAGCACAUGUCUGCGGCUCCGCCUUCCCUCCGUUCAAGCAUGACUGCGCCGCUCCGCUCUCCAGGCAUGUAAAGCACGGUUCUGAGAGUUUGGAGAGGCUUGCGGCCCACGCCUGGAUCAAAUUUAAAAGAACAUUUUUUUCUUUUAUAUAAUAUAAUUACAUUUUAUGUAUGUUUAUUGGUGUUUUUUCGCAUUUAAGAGAUGUGCCUUUUUGUUUGUAUGUUUUAUUCACUUAAUUAUUAGCGUACGUUAACUAUUACGCUAUUUUAAGGGCACGUUGGGGUCGUUUAAAGUCUCGGAGUAUAUUGAUUUUAAAUCCAUUUCAGCAGCCCAGACAACAUUUUUUAGCCGGCGUCGGGCAACCGAGCUCGAGUUUGUUAGCGUCACCUCCGUUCGUUGUCUUAUUCAUCGGGGGGAGGCAUCAUGGAUGUGGAGGAGUGAGUGGUCUAGUUGAGGAUAUACGACCGCAGUGCCCGGUUCUCUGAUCCUCCGUCAUGACCCUGGACAGUGUGGCGGUAACGGAGAGCUCCUCUACCCGGGGAUACUGCUCCUGUUGCGGGGCAAAAAUCAUGCCGUACUUCUCCGACAACGCCGUCGCUUCUCAAAACCAGAUCAACCAGCUCAUCAGCGAGAACUUCCUUACUGUGAAAGGCGCCGCCCUCUUCCUCCCACGAGGAAAUGGCUCCUCCCCUUCUUCGGUACCUCCCAUCACACGGCGGCAUAACAAACACACAGGUGACCUUCAGCAGCAUCUGCAGACCAUGUUCACCUUGCUACGCCCUGAAGACACCAUCCGCCUGGCUGUCCGGUUGGAGAGCGCAUACCUCCAGCGUACCCGCUACAUGGUGAUUGUCUCCACCAAUGGGAAACAGGACACAGAAGAGAGCGUAGUGCUGGGGAUGGACUUCAGCGAUUCAGACCACAUGUGCACAUUUGGGCUGGUCUUACCCUUGUGGAGCGAUACGCUUAUACACUUGGAUGGAGAUGGGGGCUUCAGUGUGUCCACUGUUAGCAGAGUUCACGUCUUCAAACCAGUUUCAGUGCAGGCCAUGUGGUCAGCCUUGCAAUCCCUGCAUAAGGUGUGUGAAGUGGCCCGAUGUCAUAACUACUAUCCAGGCAGUCUCUUCCUCACCUGGGUCAGUUACUAUCAGACCCGUGUGACAUCUGACCAGCAUUACGUUAAUGAGUGGAACGCCAUGCAAGACGUGCAGUCGCACCGGGCAGACUCGCCCGUGCUCUUCACUGACGUGCCAACCGAGAGGGAGCGGACAGAGAGGCUCAUAAAGACACGUCUGAGGGAGAUCAUGAUGCAGAAGGACCUGGAAAACAUCACUUCGAAAGAGAUCCGCAUGGAGCUGGAGAUGCAGAUGGUCUGCAACCUGCGGGAGUUCAAGGAGUUUAUCGAUAAUGAGAUGAUCGUCAUCCUGGGACAGAUGGACAGCCCCACUGAGAUCUUCGAUCAUGUUUAUCUGGGUUCAGAAUGGAAUGCCUCUAACCUUGAUGAGCUUCAAAGCAGUGGAGUACGUUACAUCCUGAAUGUUACACGGGAGAUUGACAAUUUCUUCCCUGGGCUUUUUGAGUACCGUAACAUCCGAGUAUAUGACGAGGAGGCCACAAAUCUCUUGGAGAACUGGAACGAUACUUAUAAGUUCAUUUCUAAAGCCAAAAAAGCUGGAGUGAAGUGUCUAGUUCACUGCAAGAUGGGAGUGAGCCGUUCUGCCUCCACUGUGAUCGCGUACGCCAUGAAGGAGUACGGCUGGGAUCUAGAGCGUGCCUUCGACCAUGUGAAGGAGCGCCGCACCGUCACCAAACCCAACCCGUCCUUCAUGAAACAGCUGGAGGAGUACCAGGGUAUCCUACUGGCCAGCAAACAGAGGCAUAAUAAGCUGUGGCGUUCUCACUCAGACAGCGAUUUGUCAGAAGGUCACGAGCUGCUCUGCAAGGCACCACGACCGCUGGACCGCUCUGUCUCUCAUAACAACAACAACGGUGCUCCGUCGCUCCAUCAGAUUCUGGGCAACGAUGUGCAAGAGUCCUUGACCAACCCACAGCCUGUCAUGGACAACACUCACCCUAAAUCUCCACACCCUACCACAGAUGAAACGUCCAAGGAAAACCGUCUAACUUCUGAGUUGGCUCACGAGGACCCCUUCCUCCUGCCUCGUCGCAGACAGCGGGCGGCCACGGUGGUGCCUGAGCAGAACAUGGCAAAGAACUCUCGUUUAAGAAUUGCUGUGCCUGAGCCCGUCACCUGUCCUCACCCCCCACCCUCUCUUUGUAUCCUCGCCCCUUCACCUGAAGAGGAGGGCAGAAUAACUCCAGACCUCGGCGUCCAGUCGUCUCCCCAUGUGCCUGAGCCAAAAACAGACUGUGUUGAGCUGUCCCCAGACACAGCCGAUCAAAACGACUCUUAUCAUGUGUCGGAAUCCACUAUGUCGCAAAAAUCAGAACUGUGUUUGGAUGCUGUCAGCAACGAUGAGGGGAAUCUGCCGUCUUCGAGCACGCCAGAGGCUGACAGCCCCUCAGAAGCCCCCGCGGUACUCGAACUCAACUCCAGCGACGAUAACAACCCGAACGUCGCAGACAGCUCGGAGAAUGCUGCUGCGUCUAACCUCAGCACAGAUAGCAUUGACUUCUUUAGUGCCAGAGAGAAGUUCCUGUGUCUGUCGCAGGACGGUCAGCCUCGCUCGCUCUCUGAACCGACCGAUGUACGGCCACUUCACUCCAGAUGCACUCCACCUUCAGAAAGCCUCAGUGAGAAAGCUGAUGAGUGCCACGCCCACUCUGAGACUGCAGAGCCCCAACCUCCUCACCAUGACAACAGCGUGUCUGUGCGUCAUAUAGUUACCGAACUGGAAUCCAUAUCGCACACAUGCAGCCCGCCACCAGCACUUAACCCUCAUCCAACCACAACACCAGAGGAGGAUGAGGAAGCCGCUUCAGUGCCUCAUUCACCCUCCGACAGGCCCUCAGGAUCUGUGCGGCGGGCUACCGAGCAGCUGGAACUUUUACUGCGUCAGGGUCAAGACCUUCCUCGCUCCACUCUUCCCUCCCCAUGUUUGGACUCUCCAGAGCCGCAGUCCUACUCCAGCCCACCAGAGGAUAGUGUGGACUCAACCUGCACUGAGCACCAAAAGCCUGCAGAUGGGAAAUACAGCACCAAAGUGCUCGAUGAUGAGGAUUCCGGUAUAAUUCAUGAUCCUUCCUUCUCUGUGUAUCUGGAAGGCAGCGUUUCCGUGGAGGCCGACCCAAUCACCUUAAAUCCCAGUUCUGCCUCUUCCUCUCUGUUGUGGCUGGAGGGUGUGACCGAGUUGGAGACGGACGUUGAUGACGCGUUAAAGCCUCCAGGUCGACUGGCAUGUAGCAAUGAGGAUUUACAGAUUAUCCAGGAGACACUCCGAGAGCUCCAGGCUUUUUUAUACGAGGCCGGUGGACUGGGGGUAUGCGUUGGACAAUCUGAAGACACGGAGAUACCUCACGGUCAGAGAAACUGUAUACAAGGAGAGCCGCGUGCUUUAGAUCCCAAAGCAACUGCGGUGUGGCAAAGAGCCAUGGAAAUCGAGGCCCGCAUCAGACAGGCCGGUCUCACUCCUCCAUCCCUCAUGAAACGCUCCGCAUCGCUCGCUAAACUGGACCGGCUGGAGCUCUCUACUCAUGAUCUGAGCGACUGGGACUUCCAGCCUUCUGCAGCAGGCUUUUCUCAGACCUCUUGUGUUUUAUCCACACGUGACUCUCUGCCACUCACUCACAGCCAUGAUGAUGUCCACAAGAAGCAACGCGUUCUACCUCAGGGUCCCCCUUCUCCUGAGUCUUCUGUCCAGGUAAUGGAGAAAAGCUGGACUGAAGACUCCGCCCACCUUUCGCCCUCAUGCCCGGAGCAGAGUCAGGAGGGUGGGUCCGGACAUUCUGAACCCAGCACCAUCCAGUCUACCGUUUCUAUGUCGACACGACAGCAUGCAAAGACUCACCAUGUUCGCCGUUUCCGCAAGGCAAUGGACAAGAAAAAGACGGUGACCGUUUUGUACAACACCAUGUGACCAUUACUGUUUACCGUGUUGACUGUCCCAGACUGCAUUAAAAGUUUCUUUCAAAGUUUCAUUCAGUGAAGUCUAAGCUAAGUUUGCAGCUAUGUGCUACUGUAGGUGUGAAUGAGGGUUGUCGUGAGCAAGUGUAUGUCAGAUUGUGUUCAGGAUCUUUCAGGUAGCAAUGCAAACAAGGGAGUUGUUUUCUUAAAACAUGCACUUUAUUCUCUUGUUUUUCUUUUUUUUAUUGUUUUAAUUGUGAUUUUCUUUUUUAGAUAGCAUUUUUAUUUGGAUAUUUUUGCACUGUUUGAAUGGUAGAGUUGACUGGAUGUCCGAUAGCAUGUGGAGUCAGGAGUCUGUUUGAAACCAAGGUAAACUUGAUAUUAACUUUUUUAUCCCGUGCUUUAUCUGUGACUAUUAUAAAUAAUAAAACAGCACUAUUUUAACGAAUAUUGUCAUUCGUUCUGUUAACAUAAUCUAAUUCCUUAGUCUCCGCGUAGUCAAUCAUUUGAAUACUUUUUAUGAUGUUUUUUAAUAAAAGCGACUUGAAUAUCCUAAUUUAACUAAUCAU
This is a messenger RNA of Triplophysa rosa, 4914 nucleotides long. RefSeq names its product slingshot protein phosphatase 2a (gene ssh2a). Gene Ontology annotation, cellular component: cytoplasm. The record is from RefSeq and is a predicted model, not a curated record. Gene Ontology annotation, molecular function: actin binding; protein tyrosine/serine/threonine phosphatase activity. The coding region runs from base 816 to 4358 and encodes 1180 amino acids. The transcript is spliced from 14 exons. Lineage: Eukaryota; Metazoa; Chordata; Actinopteri; Cypriniformes; Nemacheilidae. Gene Ontology annotation, biological process: negative regulation of actin filament polymerization; protein dephosphorylation; actin cytoskeleton organization.